Messenger RNA from Neofelis nebulosa (Clouded leopard), 5352 nucleotides. It is a transcript of the gene SYNJ2, whose product is annotated as synaptojanin 2. Gene Ontology annotation, biological process: brain development; phosphatidylinositol dephosphorylation; synaptic vesicle endocytosis. The transcript is spliced from 27 exons. Gene Ontology annotation, molecular function: RNA binding; phosphatidylinositol-4,5-bisphosphate 5-phosphatase activity. NCBI's taxonomy places the organism in Eukaryota, Metazoa, Chordata, Mammalia, Carnivora, Felidae. Gene Ontology annotation, cellular component: presynapse; perinuclear region of cytoplasm. The record is from RefSeq and is a predicted model, not a curated record. The coding region runs from base 81 to 4535 and encodes 1484 amino acids.
AGUGAAACUCCCGGCACUUGCGGGAGCGCGGGGAGCGGAGACGGGCUGCGCGCCCUCGGGCCGGACGCGCCCCGGCGCCCAUGGCGCUGAGCAAGGGGCUGCGGCUGCUCCGGCGGCUGGACCCCGCGGGGGAGAGCAGCGUCCUGCUGGAGGCGCGAGGCCGCGGGGACUGCCUGCUCUUCGAGGCCGGCACCGUGGCCACGCUCGCUCCGGAAGAGAAGGAGGUCAUUAAAGGCCAGUAUGGAAAGAUCACCGACGCUUACGGCUGCCUGGGGGAGCUCAGGUUAAAAUCUGGUGGUGCUUCCCUGAGCUUCCUGGUUUUGGUGACAGGCUGCACGUCCGUGGGCAGAAUUCCAGAGGCUGAAAUCUACAAAAUCACUGCCACCGACUUUUACCCUCUCCAGGAGGAGGCCAAGGAGGAGGACCGCCUCACAGCCUUGAGGAAAAUCCUCAACUCGGGGUUCUUCUACUUCUCCUGGCCCAAUGAUGGGUCUAGCUUUGACCUCACCGUCCGGGCACAGAAGCAGGACCAUGACAGCUACGAGUGGGGGAGCUCCUUCUUUUGGAACCAGCUGCUGCACGUGCCCCUGAGGCAGCACCAGGUGAGCUGCUGUGACUGGCUGCUGAAGGUCAUCUGCGGGGUGGUGUCCAUCCGUACCGUCUACGCCUCACACAAGCAGGCCAAGGCCUGCCUCAUUUCCCGCAUCAGCUGCGAGCGCGCCGGCGCUCGCUUCCACACCCGCGGCGUGAACGACGACGGCCACGUAUCCAACUUCGUGGAGACAGAGCAGACGAUUUACAUGGAUGAUGGAGUGUCGUCUUUUGUCCAGAUCAGGGGCUCCGUUCCGCUGUUUUGGGAGCAGCCAGGGCUUCAGGUUGGCUCUCAUCAUCUGAGACUCAAUAGAGGCCUAGAAGCCAAUGCCCCUGCUUUCGACAGGCAUAUGGUGCUUCUGAAGGAGCAGUAUGGGAAGCAAGUGGUCGUGAACCUGCUGGGGAGCAGAGGCGGAGAGGAGGUGCUCAACAGAGCCUUCAAGAAGUUGCUCUGGGCUUCUUGCCACGCCGGCGACACGCCUAUGAUAAACUUUGACUUCCAUCAACUUGCCAAAGGCGGGAAGCUAGAGAAGUUGGAGAACUUGUUGAGGCCCCAGUUGAAGCUCCACUGGGAUGACUUUGGUGUGUUUACCAAGGGCGAGAAUGUAAGUCCACGUUUUCAGAAAGGCACGCUGCGGAUGAACUGUCUCGAUUGCCUGGACCGAACCAACACCGUGCAGAGCUUUAUUGCACUCGAGGUUCUCCACCUGCAGCUCGAGAGCCUGGGGCUGAACUCCAAGCCCAUUGCUGACCGCUUCGUGGAGUCCUUCAAAGCCAUGUGGUCUCUGAAUGGGCACAGCCUGAGCAAGAUGUUCACGGGCAGCCGGGCCCUGGAAGGGAAGGCUAAGGUGGGGAAGCUGAAGGACGGGGCCCGGUCCGUGUCUCGCACUAUCCAGUCCAACUUCUUUGACGGGGUGAAGCAGGAGGCCAUCAAGCUGCUGCUCGUGGGGGAUGUCUAUACCGAGGAGUCUGCAGACAGAGGAAGGGUACUCCUGGACAACACGGCCCUGCUGGUGACCCCCAGGAUCCUGAGAGCCAUGGCAGAGCGCCAGUCGGAAUUCACACAUUUCAGACGGAUCCGAAUUGCCAUGGGGACCUGGAACGUGAACGGAGGAAAGCAGUUCAGGAGCAACCUCCUCGGGACGGCAGAGCUGGCCGACUGGCUGCUGGACUCCCCCAAGCUCUCGGGCCUGGCAGGGUCCCCGGAUGAUGACAGCCCAGCUGACAUAUUUGCCGUGGGGUUUGAAGAGAUGGUGGAACUGAGCGCAGGGAAUAUCGUCAAUGCCAGUACCACCAACAGGAAGAUGUGGGGUGAGCAGCUGCAGAAAGCCAUCUCACGCUCUCAUAGGUACAUUCUCUUGACUUCGGCACAGCUGGUGGGCGUCUGUCUGUAUAUCUUUGUACGUCCAUACCAUGUCCCAUUCAUCAGAGACGUGGCGAUUGACACGGUGAAGACGGGCAUGGGAGGAAAGGCGGGGAACAAGGGUGCCGUGGGCAUCCGUUUCCAGUUCCACAGCACCAGCCUCUGCUUCGUGUGCAGCCACCUGACGGCCGGGCAGGCCCAGGUGAAGGAGAGGAACGACGACUACAGGGAGAUCACCCAGAAGCUCAGUUUCCCGAUGGGAAGAAACAUCUUCUCUCACGAUUACGUGUUUUGGUGCGGCGAUUUCAACUACCGCAUCGAUCUCACUUACGAAGAAGUCUUCUAUUUUGUCAAACGCCAAGACUGGAAGAAACUUCUGGAAUUUGAUCAGCUCCAGCUGCAGAAAUCAAGCGGAAAAAUUUUUAAAGACUUUCAUGAAGGCACCAUUAAUUUUGGACCUACUUACAAGUAUGACGUUGGCUCGGCCGCCUACGACACAAGUGACAAAUGCCGCACCCCUGCCUGGACAGACAGGGUCCUGUGGUGGAGGAAGAGGCACCCUUUUGACAGAACAGCCGGAGAUCUCAACCUGCUAGACAGCGACAUAGACGCGGACAGCACGGUCAGACAUUCCUGGUCUCCUGGAGCCCUCAAGUAUUACGGCCGAGCGGAACUGCAAGCAUCCGAUCACAGACCCGUCCUGGCGAUCGUGGAGGUGGAAGUGCAAGAAGUCGAUGUGGGUGCUCGGGAGAGGGUGUUCCAGGAAGUGUCCUCUUUCCAGGGCCCCCUGGAUGCUACCGUCAUAGUCAACCUUCAGUCACCAACCGUAGAAGAGAAAAACGAGUUUCCUGAGGAUGUGCGCACAGAACUCAUGCAGACAUUGGGCAAUUAUGGGACCAUUGUUCUUGUCCGGGUCAACCAAGGGCAGAUGCUGGUGACUUUUGCAGACAGUCACUCAGCUCUCAGCGUCCUGGACGUGGACGGUAUGAAGGUGAAGGGCAGAGCAGUGAAGAUCAGACCAAAGACGAAGGACUGGCUGAAGGGUUGGCAGGAGGAGAUCAUCCGAAAGCGGGAUAGUAUGGCCUCCGUGUCUCCAACCGCCAAUUCCUGUUUGCUGGAGGAGAACUUUGACUUCACAAGCUUGGACUAUGAGUCAGAGGGGGACAUUCUCGAAGAUGACGAAGACUACUUGGUGGAUGAGCUAAGUCAGCCUGUGGUCUCAGAUGGUGAGACGGCAGGGGACUACCUUUCCGAAGCCCCCAGCUGCACAGCAGCGGUGCCUGCCGACACGUCACCUGCACUCACUAAAAAGACGCGGCACCCGACCUACAAAGAUGAUGCUGACCUGGCGGAGCUCACUCCGGAGCUGGAAGCAGUCGGGGAUUUCCGCCACCGUUCUCCAAGCAGGUCUCUGUCGGUUCCCACCAGGCCUCGGCCACCUCACCCACCACAGAGACCCCCCCCUCCAACUGGUUUGAUGGUGAAAAAGUCGGCUUCGGACGUGUCCAUAUCCUCUGGCACCCACGGGCAGUACUCGAUUUUGCAGACGGCAAAACUUCUGCCAGGAGCGCCCCAGCACGCACCCAAAGCCAGGACGGGGAUAAGUAAACCCUACAAUGUCAAGCAGAUCAAAACUACCAAUGCCCAGGAGGCAGAAGCAGCCAUCCGAUGUCUCCUGGAAGCGAGAGGGGGCAUCCCAGGAGAAGCCGUAAAUGCCACAGCCCUGAGGAACCAAGGGACUUCCAAACCAGAGCCCCCAGUAGCGGUGGCCCCGCUCCUGCCCCGUCGGCCUGCACCCAGGGUUCCUGCCAUCAAGAAGCCAACCUUGAGGAGGACCGGAAAGCUUGAGUCACCGGAAGAACAGUGUGGGCAACAGUCUGUCCAUUUCACAAUCGGGCCCCCAGAGACCAGCCUUGAAACCCCUCCUCUAGCAGCCGUCCCUCCUGUUCCCAAACCGAGAACACUUCAGCCCAGGAAGGGGACUGACAGGAAGGCAAGUGGGGGGAAGCCGGUGCCCAACGACGCCCCUCCUGCGGCCGGAGCCACCCCGCCACCCCCUCUGGAGGUGCUGCCCCCCGCGCCGCAGGCGCCCCCGAGGAGGAAGAAGUCCGCCCCCGCAGCCUUCCACCUGCAGGUGCUACAGAGCAACAGCCAGCUUCUCCAGAGCCUCAACUGUAGCAGCAGCGACUGUCCCCCCGCGCCCCGGCCUGACCGGGGCGUGCUCUUUCCACAACCGGCUCGUCCUGGCCCCUUGUCUGCUGCUGGUGCCCAAGCAGAUGGUACCAAGGAGACACGGCCAGAGGCGGCCUCCCUUCUUGGUGAUUACCAGGAUCCUUUCUGGAACCUUCUCCAUGACACUCACCUGUUGAAGAAUGCCUGGCUUUCCAAGAACUCGGACCCACUGGACCCCGGGACUGGGAGCCUUGGAAGAGCACACACAGCCUCGCUGCAAAUCAGCGCCUCAGCGGCCGACGACCUGCCACCGGAGCACGGGCCGAACGACUUGGGUCACUGGAUGACAAUCAGUGACAAGGACAAGAGGACCGUGCUGCAGGUGUUUGACCCGCUGGCAGAAACAUGAGCAGGAGGCAUGGACCACAGCUCUUUCCGAGAACGUGUGCCUUCUUCCCUCUGGCAUCUCUUUCCAGGGCACAGCCCCACACCUUGGCCUCACCCUCCCGGGUCAAAAGAGACCUCUAUUUAAAGGCACACUGACAACACAGUUGUCCUUCUGUCACUCUCGUGUCUCUUAUUCAAUAAGAUAAUUAUUCAGCCACCAAGAUACGUUUUAUUCCAGACGUGUGCAUUUUAGUUUCCUAGAAUCUGGUUAGAGUCAGCGUGUAGACUUGAGGAAAGAGAAUCUAGCUGAUAAUGUCCGAGAGUCUCUCUCUCAUUGGAUUUUAAAUGGUUUUUCAAUUUAUGUGUGUAUGUGGGUUUUUUAAAUUUUUGUUUGUAUCUUACAGAUAUUGGGAAUAACUUUACAGUGAACCACCUGAAGGUUGAUCCAUAAAACUAAAAGGUGUCUGGGACCAUUAAGAGCUAUAUACCUGGCCUGCUGAUACGAGGUUACAAAAAAUAGUAAAAGUUGGAAGCCCCCAAUAGAUCAACCAGAUGAGUAUACAUUCCUGUGAGCCCUUGUGUUUACUUAUAUACGUGUAGACUGACCCUGAUCACGUGAGAAAUGGUGUCCCACACGGUUUUGGGUCUGAAGUAUAUCCCAUUUGCUGAACCUGAGCUGAAGCCGGCUGCAGACUCCUUCCCGCAUCAUGUCUUGGAUAGUGCCUGCCCCAUAAAGCGCUACAGUCUUGAGCCCACGUGUACUAAACUGGUUUUUAUACACUGACUCUUCCCUAUGAGAGAAAACCUUGCGGCCUCUUUCUCCUCUUACAUUCCAUACC